Messenger RNA from Euleptes europaea (tarantolino), 1662 nucleotides. Its product is annotated as pre-mRNA 3'-end-processing factor FIP1-like. Gene Ontology annotation, cellular component: mRNA cleavage and polyadenylation specificity factor complex. NCBI's taxonomy places the organism in Eukaryota, Metazoa, Chordata, Lepidosauria, Squamata, Sphaerodactylidae. Gene Ontology annotation, molecular function: RNA binding. The transcript is spliced from 16 exons. The coding region runs from base 1 to 1644 and encodes 547 amino acids. The record is from RefSeq and is a predicted model, not a curated record.
AUGGCCACCGAGCUGGAGCCCGCCGGGGCCGGAGGCGCCGCGCCGCUGGAGGCGGACGAGGACGAGGAGCAGUGGCUCUACGGAGAUGACAGUGGUAAGCAAGAAGAUGGACCAAUCCCUGGACACUCUGAGUCGCAUCCUUUGCAAGAUGUUCCCCAGGAGAGCAGGAUUGUCAGCUGUGAAGACCGAGAUCUGUUGCAGCAGGCUCUUCCCAGUGGCGAAGAUGACGAGGAAGACAGUGAGAGUGACAGUGACGAUGAUGAUAUCCGAGUCACCAUUGGUAACAUCAAAACCUGCGCCCCAUCUUACAUGGGAACUCCGAUGAAUCUGAAUCUAAAAACAGGUCGAGGCUACGGAGCAUCUGCUUCAGCCAAGCUGCAACCCAAAGGUAUUGAUUUAGAGGCUGCGGGGAAUAUAAGCGGCUUGCCUGUAAUAGAAGUGGAUUUAGAAUCGUUUGAAGACAAACCGUGGAGGAAACCAGGUGCUGACCUCUCUGACUAUUUCAACUAUGGGUUCAACGAGGAAACGUGGAAAGCCUACUGUGAGAAGCAGCGUCGGCUUCAGCUAGGCCUGGAGCCCUCGGCCCCUGUCAACACAGAGAAUAAGAUCAUGGUUCAGCAAGGAAGAACAGGAAAUACAGAAAAAGAACCAGAGAACAAUAUUGUCAAGAUGGAUUUUAAAACGGAUUUUGUGGCCCUUGUUGGUGGGCGGAUAAAAGCUGGGCCUCCCCCUAACAGGAAGCUGGGUGGGACCAUCGAUGUGAUUGGUGGGCAGGCAGGCACCAUCCGAAGGGUGGAAGGAAGGCGUCGCGAUAAGCAUGCCUCUGAGGAGAACCCCAUUCAGGUUCUUGGGGAUCACGGGAGCAAAUCGCAGCCCCUGCCGCAGCCACAGCAGCCAUCGCAGCCUCAACAGCCUCCUCAACAGCAGCCGUUUGUGCCACCAACAGGACCUCCACCACCCAUCGGUGGUCGCCCUCCUCCGCACUUUCUCCAUCCGCCGCCACCGCCAGUUACUUCCGUCCCGCCCCCUCUCCAUCCUCCAGGUCUUCCACCACCAGGCCCCAUUCCAGGGUUGUUCCCUCCACCUCUCGCUCCACCACCAGCCCUCCUCAUCCCGACACUAGAUGGCCAGCCUGCCAGCUACAACAACCGGCAGCCACCUCCAUUUGGCUACAGUUCCACAGAUUCAGGUUUCAUCAGCUACCCACCCAUUUCCACAUCUCAUGCGCCCUGGGUGACCACAGUGGACAAGGCCUCCAGCUCUUCUGACAGCGGUCACUGGGAAUACUCUGGAUCAAGGAGGGAGAGGGAAAGAGAUCGUGCCCGGACUCCCACCGCCAGUGAAUACAACAAUGAUGACGAGAGGUAUCGUUACUAUAGCCGAGAGCGCAGUUACGAUUUCGAGCGGGACUAUCGCAGGAGCAGAGAGCGCAGUCGAGAGCGGGAAGAUCGCCAUCGGGAGCGAAGGCACAGAGACAAAGAGGAGGGCAGCAAACACAAGUCAUCCCGGCGGAAACAGCAUGAGAGUGAGGAAGGGGAAAGCCAUCGGCGCCACAAGCACAAAAAGAAUAAGCGCAGCAAGGAAGAGAAGGAAGUCAGCGAGGACGGGGUCCCCGAGGGGAAUGAGCAGGACUCCAAGGAGUAGCCAGUCUGACUGUGGUCU